AGGGGGGAUUCUGGGAAUUGUAGUCCCAGCCCGGCCGGGAGAGGAAGGAGGGCGGCUGCCUCCAGCCCCCCGGGGUCCCAGACGGAGAGCCAUGCAGAAAUACGAGAAGCUGGAGAAGAUCGGAGAGGGCACCUACGGGACGGUGUUCAAGGCCAAGAACCGGGAGACGCACGAGAUCGUGGCGCUGAAGAGGGUGCGGCUGGACGACGACGACGAGGGGGUCCCCAGCUCUGCCCUGCGGGAGAUCUGCCUCCUGAAGGAGUUGAAGCACAAGAACAUCGUCAGGUUGCACGACGUCCUCCACAGUGACAAGAAGCUCACGCUGGUCUUCGAGUUCUGUGACCAGGACCUGAAGAAGUACUUUGACAGCUGCAAUGGGGAUCUGGACCCAGAGAUUGUUAAGUCCUUCAUGUACCAGCUGCUGAAAGGUUUGGGGUUCUGCCACAGCCGGAACGUCCUGCACAGGGACCUCAAGCCCCAGAAUCUCCUGAUCAACCGGAACGGGGAGCUGAAGCUGGCAGACUUUGGGCUGGCGAGGGCCUUCGGGAUCCCCGUGCGCUGCUACUCGGCCGAGGUGGUGACGCUCUGGUACCGCCCCCCAGACGUCCUUUUUGGGGCCAAACUCUACUCCACCUCCAUAGACAUGUGGUCUGCUGGCUGCAUCUUUGCAGAGCUGGCCAAUGCUGGGCGCCCCCUCUUCCCAGGAAAUGACGUGGAUGACCAGCUGAAGCGGAUCUUCCGGCUGCUGGGGACUCCGACUGAGGAGCAGUGGCCGGGGAUGACCAAACUCCCAGACUACAAGCCAUACCCCAUGUAUCCUGCGACGACUUCCCUCGUCAACGUGGUGCCCAAGCUGAACACGACUGGACGGGACCUGCUCCAGAACCUGCUGAAGUGCAACCCGGUGCACCGGAUCUCGGCAGAGGACGCCCUCCAGCACCCCUACUUCACAGAUUUCUGCCCCCCCUAAGGGGCCGGCGUCUGCGUGUGUCUGGUGUGGCCAAAGGGUGGGGGUGCAUGCAGCCUCCCCCCCCCCGCCAGUGUACCAGUCCCCCUGC
Messenger RNA from Podarcis raffonei (Aeolian wall lizard), 1058 nucleotides. RefSeq names its product cyclin dependent kinase 5 (gene CDK5). Gene Ontology annotation, cellular component: nucleus; cytoplasm. NCBI's taxonomy places the organism in Eukaryota, Metazoa, Chordata, Lepidosauria, Squamata, Lacertidae. The record is from RefSeq and is a predicted model, not a curated record. Bases 92 to 970 code for a protein of 292 amino acids. Gene Ontology annotation, molecular function: cyclin-dependent protein serine/threonine kinase activity; ATP binding. The transcript has 12 exons. Gene Ontology annotation, biological process: neuron apoptotic process; axonogenesis; synaptic vesicle transport.